GCGGCGGCGGAGGCGCGGGGCGCGGGGCGCGAGCGCCUGGGUUGGCGCGCGGACGGACGAUGCCGGGGGCUGGGGCCGGGGCGGAGGAGGGCGGCGGCUGCGGCGAGGGCGCGGCCCCGGGGGCGGCAGCUGAGCCCGCGGCAGGUCCCGGGCGGGAACCGGCGCGGCUUUGCGGCUACCUCCAGAAGCUGUCGGGCAAGGGCCCGCUGCGCGGCUACCGCAGCCGCUGGUUCGUGUUUGACGCGCGCCGCUGCUACCUCUACUACUUCAAGAGCCCGCAGGACGCGCUGCCUCUCGGCCACCUGGACAUCGCGGACGCCUGCUUCAGCUACCAGGGCCCCGACGAGGUGGCGGAGCCGGGCGCCGAGCCACCCACGCACUUCCAGGUGCACAGCGCGGGAGCCGUCACGGUGCUCAAGGCUCCCAAUCGUCAGCUCAUGACUUACUGGCUACAGGAGCUUCAGCAGAAGAGAUGGGAAUAUUGCAACAAUCUCGACAUGGUCAAGUGGGACAGCAAGACGUCCCCAACUCCUGGGGAUUUUCCUAAGGGUCUGGUAGCUAGAGAUAACACAGAUUUAAUUUAUCAGCACCCUAAUGCUUCUGCAGAAACAGCCAGAAAUGUCUUGGCUGUGGAGACUGCUCCUGGAGAGCUGGUGGGAGAACAAGCUGCCAGCCAGCCCGCCCCUGGGCACCCAAAUGCUAUCAACUUUUACUCUUUGAAACAGUGGGGCAAUGAGCUCAGAAAUUCAAUGUCUUCUUUCCGUCCUGGGAGAGGACAUAAUGAUAGUCGAAGGACUGUGUUUUAUACCAGUGAAGAGUGGGAACUGUUAGAUCCAACCCCGAAGGACCUGGAAGAGUCCAUGGUACAGGAAGAAAAGAAGAAACCAACACCUGAAGGAAACAAAGGAGUAACUGGCUCAGGAUUCCCCUUUGAUUUUGGACGCAACCCCUACAAAGGAAAACGCCCUUUGAAAGAUAUAAUUGGAUCGUACAAAAACCGUCACAGCAGUGGUGACCCUGCAAUCGAGGGAACAUCAGGCAGUGGCAGCACCAACAAGCUGGCCUCCGAAAUGCAGCUGCAGGUGCAGAGCCAGCAGGAAGAGUUGGAACGGUUGAAGAAAGACCUGUCCAGUCAGAAGGAGCUUGUCCGACUGCUCCAGCAGACAGUCCGGUCAUCCCAGUAUGACAAGUACUUCACGAGCAGCCGGCUCUGCGAUGGGGUCCCGAAGGACACGCUCGAGCUUCUGCACCAGAAGGAUGACCAGAUUCUGGGCCUCACCAGUCAGCUGGAGAGGGUCAGCCUGGAAAAGGAGAGUCUUCAGCAGGAAGUGAGGACACUGAAGGGCAAAGUGGGCGAGCUCAAUGAGCAGCUGGGGAUGCUGAUGGAGACCAUCCAGGCCAAGGACGAGGUCAUCAUCAAGCUGAGCGAGUGCGAGGGCACUGCAUCUUCCCCCACCAUGGUGCCCAGCUCCCCCUCAGCCACCCCCGCCAGCAGGGACCAGCUGGAGCUGGACAGGCUGAGAGAUAGUCUACAGGGGUACAAAGCCCAAAACAAAUUUCUAAAUAAGGAGAUUUUGGAACUCUCAGCUCUACGAAGAAAUGCAGAAAGGAGAGAGAGGGAUCUGAUGGCAAAGUAUUCUAGCCUGGAAGCCAAGCUGUGCCAGAUAGAGAGUAAAUACUUGAUACUGCUCCAAGAAAUGAAGACCCCAGUGUGCUCAGAAGAACAGGGGCCUGCCCGUGAGGUCAUAGCCCAGUUGCUGGAAGACGCUCUGCAGGUAGAGAGCCAAGAGCAGCCAGAGCAAGCAUUUGUGAAGCCGCAUCUUGUGAGUGAAUAUGAUAUUUAUGGAUUUAGGACUGUACCUGAGGACGAUGAGGAGGAGAAGCUGGUCGCCAGGGUCCGCGCGUUGGACCUGAAGACGCUCCACCUCACAGAAAGCCAGGAGGUCUCCACAGGGGUCAAGUGGGAGAACUACUUUGCAAGCACAGUGAACAGGGAGAUGGUGUGCUCUCCGGAGUUAAAAAACCUGAUCCGCGCAGGCAUUCCUCAUGAGUACCGCUCCAAGGUAUGGAAGUGGUGCGUGGACCUUCACACCAGGAAGUUCAGAGAUAGCACCGAGCCUGGCCACUUCCAGACCUUGCUUCAAAAGGCACUGGAGAAACAGAACCCGGCCUCCAAGCAGAUUGAGCUGGACCUGCUGCGGACUCUACCCAACAACAAGCACUACUCCUGCCCCACCUCUGAAGGCAUACAGAAACUGCGCAAUGUCCUGCUUGCCUUCUCCUGGCGCAACCCAGACAUUGGCUACUGCCAAGGCCUGAAUAGGUUGGUGGCAGUGGCCCUCCUGUACCUGGAACAGGAAGAUGCCUUCUGGUGUCUGGUUACCAUAGUGGAAGUUUUCAUGCCUCGAGACUAUUACACAAAGACUCUUUUAGGAUCCCAGGUAGACCAGCGGGUAUUCCGAGACCUCAUGAGCGAGAAGCUGCCCCGACUGCACGCCCACUUCGAGCAGUACAAAGUCGACUACACCCUCAUAACGUUCAACUGGUUCCUGGUGGUGUUUGUGGAUAGCGUCGUUAGUGACGUUCUCUUUAAAAUAUGGGACUCUUUCCUUUACGAGGGACCAAAGGUUAUUUUUCGUUUUGCCCUGGCACUUUUUAAAUACAAGGAAGAGGAGAUCCUGAAAUUGCAAGAUUCAAUGUCCAUAUUCAAGUAUCUUCGUUACUUCACUCGUACCAUCCUUGAUGCAAGGAAGCUGAUCAGUAUCUCCUUCGGGGAUCUGAACCCCUUCCCCCUGCGCCAGAUUCGGAACCGGCGGACCUACCACUUGGAGAAGGUCCGGCUGGAGCUGACAGAGCUGGAGGCCAUCCGGGAGGACUUCCUACGUGAGCGUGACACCAGCCCUGACAAGGGUGAACUGGUCAGCGAUGAAGAGGACACCUGAGGGGAUCCUGGGAAGCUAUGCUUCUCGCCUUCACAACCAAAGUGUGCUAAAGGGUGAACUCGUUUAAAGGCCAGAAUGUCACAUCAUGGCCAGAGCCAGACUGCACUUUCUGAUCUCCCCCUGGUGGGGGGGUGUUCUGAUCUGUUCACAGCCAUUUCCGUGCCAGGGUGCCAGGCACACCAAUCAGUCAUGCUCUCUGAUUGGUGACCUGCCAGACCUACCAAUUGGCUGUUUGCAAGAGCUUGUUUAUAGCAUCUGUCCAUUGUAUUGAUGUUUUUUCCUUUGAAAACUAUGCCUUGCUAGGCAUCUCCCCACCCCCACAAUGCAGGCAGUUGUGUGCAUCUUUUAAAUGGCAGCCCUGUGGAGCAUGCCCACACAUCUGCAGCCAGAAUUUGGCUGCCUUAGGUGGCGAAGAUGAGUAUGGAAAAGGGACUUCCUCAGAGAAGCAAGCACAUCCGUGUGCAGAAGUGGCCAGUAUAGCAGGCCUGCAGGCCUCAUGCUGAAUACUUCUAGCUGCCAGCCACACUCCAUUAGCCUUCGUCCUUCUACACACAAUCCUUUCUACAGUGGCCCCCAGCCUGCUUGGGGAGGCCUAGGUAGACCGGAUUCCACCCCCACUUUCUCAUUGCCAGCCUGUGUUUGCAGACCAUUUGCAUGCUCUGCCACCUGGCACGUCUUCCCCAGGCUAUGUGGAGAUGAGCUGACUUGUAAACGUUACUCUCCAAGUCUAGAUGGGUUGUGAUUCCAAGUAAACAGUGGGUCAUCAUGCAGCAGCUGAGCAGGCCUACCCCUGGCUAGCCCUGACUAGGGGUGCUUUGCAUGGCAGGAGUGCAGCCGCUGCGUGAACACCCCUAGACAGCUGGGCACCUUGGCCUCCUCGGGGUGGCAGUGCUGGUGCUGUGCAGGAGCCAGCAGCUGCCAGAGCCUAGGGUGGGAAACUCCUUGGCUUAGGGCCAAGGCUUGGGUGAACUGUCCCAGAUGUGUCCCAGGCACUGCGGCCGAAAGCAUCCUUAUCCUCAGCAAGGACAGGGGGUCAUUGUUGCCGCUGGCACAGCAGGCUGGGCGGGCCAUUUCUGGGAACUACCUUUUUGAAGCCUGGAGAGAGGCUUUUGCAAGGUUGUGGUUUUUGCUUAAUCUUUGGGCUAUCCGUGAUGUGUAGGUGUGAGAAUGUUUUCCAGCACAGUGUCAUUCAAAUAUGAGACAGUCUUAAGUGGAAUGUUUCACAGUACCUGGAAAGUCAGAAAUAAUCCUUGAUGUAAACACACUCAGACUGAGAAUUGAGGCAAUGCAAUUUUAAGAAGGGCCUUUCCUUAAAUGUGGCUUCCUUAUUAUUCUUGCUGUUGACUUUCUAGCAGUGCCAUGGUAAGUGGGUAUUUCAGUGUUCUAGCCAGUUUCUGUCUGCAGUUCAGCUAGUAAGUUCUCACUGUUCAGAGGGAGCUGGUCUCUAUAUUUAGCCAAAAGCCUUUGUGUCUUUUCAGGUAUCAAACAUGUGUUUUAUUGUUGUUUUUGUCUUUGAGAGCAGCUGUUUGAGGUCCAGCUUCUUUAAGAGGCCAUCCUAGGAACUGGGCUUUGUAGUCUCCUGGGACUGGGUGCCAGUAGGACACCCCCUUCCCACCUCCACGCUGAGAGUAAGCAGGACCAGUUGUGAGGAGGUGUAGCAGGACUUAAGCUCCUGCCUCAGGUUUUAGUUUCCAAGUCAAUGUGCCCUGGGAUGUGCCCGCCCACGCUGUGGGCUGGUGCUAAGGUGCUACCUUCAGGAACAGGCCCACUGUGGCUGGUGUGCCCAGUGAAGGUGCACCUGGCUAGGGGCCACCCUGGUCGGGCAGUAGCUGUGAGAAAGCAGAGGUCCUGGAGAAAAUGGACUGGGGAUACUUUCUGGGAGGUUUUCCUCCUUGCAUGUUCCCUCUGCCAGCUGUCCAAAAGGUGGAAGAGGGAGUGCUCAGCCUGGUUCCACUUUGGGGACCCACUGCUCCCAGAGCAGCCCCCCUUUUUUAGCAAACACUUCCUUUUUGCUAGUGCCACUGUGGAAAGAGCUGCUCUAUCCUCUCCAGAGCCCCCAAGUCCUACAACCUCCUCCAGUUGCGCUGGCAAGUGCCUCUUCUGGCAAGGGCUGUCCCCCUGUUCUCUGAACCCUUGCCCCAUGCCCAGCCUGUGGCCCCUCAGGGCAGCCUGCUUGCCCAAGGGCAUGUGCCCAGGGUAGCUCCUCUGCCACAUCUGUUGGGAAUUGCCAACUUUUAAAUUGAUAAAGAGUUUUCAUGGGUUGAACCUCUGUUAAUACUUUUGUAUAUUUUCACUACAGUUUAUAUUUUUAUAGGCUAUUUUAUCAAGGUUUUUCUAGAUUUUGAACAACUAUUUUAUAUAACAAGUUCUUAUUUUGUGUGUAUUUAUGUAAACCACGUACAUCCUAUGCCCCUUUUUGCGCUAGCUUUGGCCUUCACUGACUGUUGUGGGCCCAGGUUUGCCCCCAGAUAGCGUGGGUGCCACCUGUGGCCAUGCUGACAGCUGUACAGUAGCAGCCAAGACUUGAUUGCUGGAGACGUCUGGUUUCAGCUACAUUAUACUGAUAUAGGAAGUACUCUAGACAGAUACCCAGUUGGGUUUUAACUAAAUGUUUGUAUUACUGCACAAAACCUACCCUUGCUUCGUAGUGUUGUCUUCCUGUGUGUUGCUGGGCUUCUAGGCAGCUGGGCCUGCCCCAGGAGGUCCUUGCAGGUGAGAGGCUGGACACAGGCUGGGUGUCCUACCACUGCUGGCCACUGGAAUAUUCUGAGUAGGCACUGCCAACAAUAUCCUGUAUCACAGCAGCGUGUAUGCUGGUCUUCUAGCAUAUUUUUGGAAUAUAAACUUUGGAAUUAUAAUACUACAGGAAGAAAUAAACUACUAAUUUGUAUAAUAUUCUGCCUUGAAGUGCAGUUAUAUGUGAUGGGGCUCACCCUAGGGCUUGGAGAGUGGGGCAGGUUUGGGAAUGGCUCUCUGUCCUUCCAGCCUAACGUUUCUAGGUGUCCCUGUCCUUGGUUUGCUCUGGAGUAAGUGGGACAGGAUGUCUUUGUCAGUAGUGGUAGCCCUGAGAGGCCCCAAGAGCCAGGACCAAACUGCACGUGAGGGCUGGGGACAAUGCAAUGGCAGAGGCAGGAGCCAGAGAUUCCCUGUGUCUGGAGAAGCCCCAGGCAGCCCCCCUUCCGCCAGCUGUGUCAUGCCCUGCCUGAGUCAUGGACUUGUUUGCCUCCUGCCUGGGCGGACAGCUCAGGCACAGCUGCCACUGGGGACACCCCCAGCCAUCACUGGAAAAAAACACAGGAUGAUUAAGACCAAAUGUCUUCCCACGGGGGGGCUGGGAGAAAGGGUCCAGCCAGGAUUCCCAGACAGUCAGAACAGGCCAGGACCUGGUAAGCUUUCUCCUCUAGGGACAAGGAUUCAGUGAGGCAUGGGCUUCCUGAGAUCACACAGUACAUUAGCAGUGGCAGAGCUGGGACAGGGACCCUAGGCCUGUCACUGUGCCAGCCCCUUAGCGAGUGUCAGGAGCAUGUAAACAGGCUUUGCUCCCAUUUGUAAGGGGCUGAUGCUGAGACUGGUUUUGACUAAGGCCUGGGUGGCCAUUACUUGCCGCAUGGGUCCCAUGGCCUCCUUGGGCCAGCCGGGCUGCCCCACACACAGACAGGACAAAUGCCCAAUGCUCGUCCUCCCUUCAGGUGCUGGUGCUUGGACUCACAUAAGCCCCCCAGUGGCUCACUUCUGAGUGACUUCUGACAGACUGCCCCCCAGAGCUCCAAACAGGAGAUUGGGGGCACAUGGCCUAGACUGGGCUUUCAUCACCAGGGCAUGUGCCUAUGCACCAGUCACAGAGCCUUGGACUUCUCAUCUGAAAGUGGAGUGUGUUGAUGCUUCACUGAGGGGUGUGUGAACUGGAGAGCAGUGGUCCCAUCAGCACCCCAUUAGUACAGGGCCCAUAGUCCCUCUGUCCCUCCUCUAGAUCCUGGACAGACACACAUUUUGAUGGGUCCUACCUCUGUACGGUUUUUUGGCCUCAGUCUCAAGGGGGUGGUUUUCAGUGCCUCCCUCACCCCCAGCAAUUGCCCCAGCCCCACGU
Nycticebus coucang (slow loris) is the source of this 7029-nucleotide messenger RNA. It is a transcript of the gene TBC1D2B, whose product is annotated as TBC1 domain family member 2B. The transcript is spliced from 13 exons. Lineage: Eukaryota; Metazoa; Chordata; Mammalia; Primates; Lorisidae. The record is from RefSeq and is a predicted model, not a curated record. Bases 60 to 2942 code for a protein of 960 amino acids.